AACUCGGCUUAAGGGCACAUAAGAUUUUUCUUGUAUGUUUUUGUGGGAGUGUGCUCAGUAUAAUAGUUCGAGGUAUAGUAAAUAAAAUAGGUCGUGAGUGAAUCUUAGAGGAGAAUUGGUCGACAAGAAGAACAUUUUUAUAGAUAAAAUGUUGACUAUAGAUAGAGUAUUUAUCUGUCUGCUUAUAUCCAGUCAUAUUUAUUGUAUAUUAGGAUCCUUUAAUGUGGCUCUUAAUAAACCAACAUGGCAAAGUUCAACGUAUGCUGGUGACGUUUCAUCUAGAGCUGUGGAUGGUAAUAAUAAUCAAUAUUAUUCUGGUGGAAGUUGUGCGAUUACUCAAAACCACAUAAACUACAACUGGUGGUGUGUCGAUCUAAAACAGAGUUUUGAUAUCAGUAGUGUGAAGAUAUUUAACAGAGCAGAUGAUGGUAUUAACUGGAUGAAAGGAUUUGAAGUUAGAUUGAGUUCUACUAGUCACUGUGGUGAAGCAGGUUUUACAUCAGCUUCACCAUGUUAUAAAGACCAUACAUCAACAGCACAAUCUGUAUACACCGUAAAUAGAUGUAAUCAACCAUCAGUACCAUCUUUAUCGGCUAGAUUCGUUUUUGUUUCAAUACAACGCGAAUAUUUGAGUAUUUGUGAACUACAAAUAUUCACAGAAAAUUGUCCUGAUGGUUUUUACGGUACCAAUUGUAACAUUAGAUGUCCAGCGAAUUGUACAAACAACAUCUGUGGGAAAAUGAUAGGAUCAUGUUCUAAUGGCUGUCAGGGAGAUCUUUAUGGUAGCAGGUGUGAAUUUGCAUGUAGCACCAGAUGUAAGAAUGGUAAAUGUAAUGCCAGAACAGGGACAUGUACCGGAUGUAAAGAUGGUUCCUAUGGUGAUGUGUGUGAGUUUGCAUGCAGCACCAAUUGUCAGGAUGAUAAGUGUGAUAGGAAAACAGGGAAAUGUACCGGAUGUAAAGAUGGUUACUAUGGUGACUUAUGUGAAGAAUCAUGUCCUACCUGUAAUGGUUCAUGUCGACAAUUAGAUGGUGUUUGUUUGACUGGUUGUAAAGAUGGAUAUUGGGGAUGUAAUGGUUUGUGUCUACAGACAUGUUCCUACUGUAAUACAGGGGGCUGUAGAAUAGAAGAUGGCGUGUGUCAUAAUGGUUGUCAAGUUGGUGUCAACAAUACGAAAUGCUUUAAUAGUCCAACUUAACCUGAGCAGGUCAUCAUUACCAGAAACAAUAGAUUUAUUGUGAAAAUUAAUCUUUCUGUAUGUCAACGUGAAAAAUUUAACGAAGUAUAAAGUAGAACUUCUGAUCGAUUGUAAUUUAAUUUCCUUAAUUUUAAAAUUCUUUUCUGAACGCUAACACUAUUUAUUCAAAACAUUAUAUUGUUUCUCAAAUAAUAAAAAGAUAAAAUUUCUGAUUUGAUUUAAACACA
Messenger RNA from Patella vulgata (common limpet), 1425 nucleotides. Its product is annotated as scavenger receptor class F member 1. Gene Ontology annotation, molecular function: protein binding. The coding region runs from base 149 to 1198 and encodes 349 amino acids. NCBI's taxonomy places the organism in Eukaryota, Metazoa, Mollusca, Gastropoda, Patellidae. The transcript has 5 exons. The record is from RefSeq and is a predicted model, not a curated record.